This is a messenger RNA of Peromyscus eremicus (cactus mouse), 1306 nucleotides long. It is a transcript of the gene Serpini2, whose product is annotated as serpin family I member 2. Gene Ontology annotation, biological process: negative regulation of endopeptidase activity. Gene Ontology annotation, molecular function: serine-type endopeptidase inhibitor activity. The transcript has 8 exons. Bases 1 to 1218 code for a protein of 405 amino acids. NCBI's taxonomy places the organism in Eukaryota, Metazoa, Chordata, Mammalia, Rodentia, Cricetidae. The record is from RefSeq and is a predicted model, not a curated record.
AUGGAUAAGAUCAUAUUGUGGAGUUUUCUGCUGUUUUUUUCUGGAAGUCAAGCUUCAAGAACUGUGGCUCAAAGAAAUGCUGAGUUUGCAGUGGAUCUUUAUAAAGCUCUUUGUUUCUCUCACAAGAACAACAUUGUAUUUUCCCCCCUUGGAACAACUGUGCUUCUUGGAAUGGUCCAACUAGGUGCAAAAGGCAAAGCACAACAGCAGAUUCUGCAAACCUUAAGGAUGCAGGAAUCCUCAACAGGAGAGGAAUUUUCUGUGCUGAAGUCACUCUUUUCGGCCAUCUCAAAGAAGAAACAAGAAUUUACAUUUAAUCUUGCCAGUGCCCUCUACCUUCAAGAAGGAUUCAUUGUGAAGGAAGCAUAUCUCCAUGGCAACAAGGAGCUUUUUCAGAGUGCUACCAAACUGGUGGAUUUUCUGGAUGCAAAGGCUUGUGCAGAGACAAUAAGCACCUGGGUCGAAAGCAAAACAGAUGGAAAAAUUAAAAAUAUGUUUUCCGAGGAAGAGUUUGGCCCCCUGACUCGUCUGGUCCUGGUAAAUGCCAUUUAUUUCAAGGGGGACUGGAAACAGAAAUUCAGAAAAGAAGACACAGAGAUGUUAGAUUUUAGCAAGAAAGAUGGCUCAACCGUCAAGGUUCCAAUGAUGAAGGCUCUGUUCAGAACAAAAUAUGGUUAUUUUUCUGAGUCAUUCAUGAAUUUCCAGGUUUUGGAAUUGCCUUACAAGGCUGAUGAGUUUAGUAUGGUCAUCAUCCUUCCCACAGAAGAUGUGAGCAUAGAAGAAGUGGAAAAACGAGUUACUGCUCAUCACAUCCAGAGAUGGUUCUCUGAGCUGCAUGAGGAGGAAGUGGAAGUCAGCCUCCCUCGAUUUAAAACGGAGCAAAAAUUAGACUUCAAGGAAGUAUUAUAUUCCUUAAAUGUAACUGAGAUAUUCGGUGGUGGCUGUGACCUUACUGGAAUAACAGAUUCAUCUGAAGUCUAUGUCUCCAGAGUCAUGCAGAAAGUUUUCUUGGAGGUAAAUGAAGACGGAAGCGAAGCUGCAACAUCCACAGGCAUCAACAUCCCUGCGAUCAUGAGUUUGACUCAAACUCAAUUUCGAGCAAAUCAUCCAUUUCUGUUUAUUAUGAAGCACACCCAAACAGAGUCAAUUUUAUUUAUGGGAAGGGUGACUGAUCCUGAUAUCCAAACAGUGAAGGGGAGAGAUUUAGAUUCACUGUGAAUAAAAAUCAUGGUCUCCAAAUACAGGACAACACUUGGAAAAUGGAUGAUUGGUGAAAUGUCAUCAUUUUGAAAAAUUUCUAACAUUG